This is a messenger RNA of Heterobilharzia americana, 963 nucleotides long. The record is from the annotation of a GenBank genome assembly. Lineage: Eukaryota; Metazoa; Platyhelminthes; Trematoda; Strigeidida; Schistosomatidae.
AUGUACUCUUACACUCAUUCGUAUUCUGAGGCAUUAGAAGAAGAGGAAAAAGGGAAUCAAAAUAAUGUUAGUCAAAUUCAUAUUUCCAUCUUACGAUCAGAUGAUAAUCAAGAAAUCUGUCGAAUUCAUUUUUAUGGUCCACCGAAAUCUUUAUCUAUGGAAUGGAUUGCUAAGGCGAUAUGCAAAAUUACCAAUCUAAAACGUGAUACUCUAUUCAGUAUUUACUAUUAUGGUGAUCACGAGUUUGUACAAAUCACCUCAAAGUUAUGCUUAAAACGUAUGGUAAAAUAUUUCAGUAAUUGUGGUCAAAUCUGUCAAAUCUAUGCUAUACCACAUGCAUACUCUGACAGGAGAUCGUUAAAUUCAUUUUUCAGCUUUUGUAAAGCUGAUGAACUGCCGAAUAUCUUGUUGAAACGACCACAACCACAAUUACCGCCACCAGCAACACCACGACCACAACAGGAGACAGUCACAUCACACACGCUUACACCUACAGCGAAUCAGUCAAUCGAUUCAGGAUGGUUAUCUAAACCCUGCAAACUUUGUGAUAAAGUGAAUUGGUUAGGUGAAAGGUAUACAUGUCUAUUCUGCACUAAUAUUGUUCUAUGCAAGGGAUGCUUUCAAAUCGGUUAUCAUCGUCACCAUCAUAAUGCGCAUCCUAUCCUAUGUACACGUGAUACAAAGUUAUUUUCACAUCAAUUAUUACAAUAUUCAAGGUUAGCUGUAGCUUGUGUACCAUGGAAUACUACUACUGUAUUACCGAAAAUCACUACAGAUUCAAGGCUCGCGGAAUCAUUAGAAAAAUCAAUAACUUCGUCAAUUACGUCAACAAAGCAAACACUAAAUGAACGUGUUAUAAUGAACAAGAGAAACGGUAGUAGUGUUAAUAAUCAUGAUGAUAAUGAUAGUAAAACAAAAAAACGGAGCAUGAGAUUAACUUUAUUCAAGUUAACAUCAAGUUAA